Poecilia latipinna (sailfin molly) is the source of this 2809-nucleotide messenger RNA. RefSeq names its product PMS1 homolog 1, mismatch repair system component (gene pms1). The coding region runs from base 220 to 2757 and encodes 845 amino acids. NCBI's taxonomy places the organism in Eukaryota, Metazoa, Chordata, Actinopteri, Cyprinodontiformes, Poeciliidae. Gene Ontology annotation, cellular component: MutLalpha complex. The record is from RefSeq and is a predicted model, not a curated record. The transcript has 13 exons. Gene Ontology annotation, biological process: mismatch repair. Gene Ontology annotation, molecular function: mismatched DNA binding; ATP-dependent DNA damage sensor activity; ATP hydrolysis activity.
ACGAGCUAGAGAUGGUGUAGCACGUCUCGCGAUUUUUACGCUGAAAGAUAGUAUUGCUUAAAUCCUUGGUGUUAAAUAAGAUUCCUGAAGUAAUUUCUCUAUAUUUUCCUAUGAAGUAACCAGAAUUUCGUUUUUGUGCGGUUUUUAUUCGUUUUCAGCUCAGCUAAUCCAACAGUGGUAAAAUAAGUAGUUUUUGGUUACACCCAAAUACAAUCAGCGAUGAAGCAGCUUCCUGCAGACACAGUGCGGCUGCUGUCCAGCUCGCAGGUCGUCACGUCUGUGGUGAGCGUGGUGAAGGAGCUGAUGGAGAACUCCCUGGACGCUGGCGCCUCCAGCGUCGAUGUGAAGCUGGAGAACUUCGGCCUGGACCGGACCGAAGUUCGGGACAACGGCUGUGGGAUCAAAGUGGCGGACGCUCCGGUGAUGGCCGUCCAACAUUUCACCUCCAAGAUCAGCAGCCAUGAAGACCUGGAGCGUCUGGAAACAUACGGCUUCAGGGGCGAGGCGCUGGGCUCCAUCUGCGCCGUGGCCGAGGUCACCGUUACCACUAAAACAGAGGAGGACGACGUCAGCACGCAGUACACCCUGGACUCCAGCGGGGCCAUCGUCUCUCAGAGGCCGUCUCACCUGGGUGGAGGAACGUCGGUGAGCGUGGCGAAGCUGUUUGGGAAACUGCCAGUGCGACGGCAGUUCUUCUCCUCCGUCAGGAAGCGUAAGGAGGAAGUGAGGAAGGUCCAGGACCUGCUGAUGGCCUUCGCCAUCAUAAAGCCGGAGCUGCGGCUCACGCUGGUGCACAACAAGGUGGUGGUUUGGCAGAAGGCCAGAGCGGCGGACCACAGGAGCGCCCUGGUUGCUACGCUAGGAGCUAGCACCGUCACCAACCUGCUGCCCGUCCAUCAAGAACAGCCAGAGAUGGUUCUGGACGGUUUUCUUCCCAAACCCGGAGCUGAUUUGUCCUUAACGAGCUCCUCUACCUCUGAUAAAACCUUUAUCUUUAUUAAUAAGCGUCCUGUCCAGCAGAAGGACAUCCUGAAGCUGUUGCGUCAGCACCACUCGGCUCAGUAUCCUGACGAUGCAGCUCGGCAUCGGUUCCCUGUCCUCCUGCUGAACAUCACAGUUUGUCCUUCAUCUCUGGAUGUAAAUGUGACGCCUGAUAAAACCCAGGUUCUGCUUCAUAACAAGGAGGCGGUUCUGGCUGCCAUUGAGGCUCUGCUGGUUUCUCUUUACGGUUUUCGUCCUGAAAAGCAGCCGGACCCUGAAACUCUUCCUCCUGCUGCUGGUUGUGUGGGGACAGAUGAGAAUACGGAGAGCAGGAAGGUGAGCGAUGAAGACGCCGGCCAAUCAGCUGCUCUGCAGCGCCAGGCCUCCAGCUGCAGCUCCUCUUCCUCCAUGGCGGAUGACUGGAUCGUCAACCAAUCCGGUUUCUCCCUCUGCGACGACGAGGCGACCCGGAGUCGACCCCAGAGCAUUGAGCCCGGCCCACAGGAGCCCCGGUGGCCGCAGGAGUCCGCCGAGGCCUGGAGCCGCGGCACGGCGCUGACCGACCCGGUGUCGGGAGAACCCCUGCGGCCCGUCGUCAUCCACCGGCCUGACCCGGAGGUCAAGAGGUCAGGCAACGCCAUAACGGAGAAACGGGCCGCUCUGACGGCGUAUGACAUGAUCAGCAGCCGCGCUCUGAGGGUGCCACCGUCCGCCGCCUCGCUGUUUGAGAAGGAGACCCGGUCCGAGGUUCUGAUGGAGCGACCGGCCGCCAGCCUGCAGGAGGUCAGCGCCGCCGUCCAGAACCGCUGGGAAAACCUGGGAGACGAAGGCAGGAAGAGGUUUGAGGAAAAGGCGAGGAAGAGUCAGGACCUCCAUGACCAGAGGACCAGGCUGGCGGCCGCCGGGGCCACGGCCGAUCGGCCCCUGAGGGCCACUAAGCUCCAGGCUCAGAAGCGUAAAGCUCCUCUGUCCAACCAGCAGCUGCUGGACGAGCUUUUCUCCGCCCAGCCCCAGAAGAAGCAGAAGGCUCCGCCCCCUAAGCCGUGGCGGCCGCUGCCCUGCAGCAUGGCGGCGCUGCGCCUGCGACUGCAGCGCCUGUCGGCCCAGAGCGGCGCGGCGGGGCCCCGGGGCCUCUGCCCGGUGGGCCGGCUGGCCUCUCAGAAUGCCUGGCUGAUUUUGUGCGGCGGGCGGCGUCUGAUGCUGCUCAACCCGUUCCGGGCGGAGGAAGCCUUGCUGUUCCAGCGGCUCCAGCAGGACCACAUCCUUCCUGCCGUCCGCCUGCAGAACCCGCUGCUGCUCACCGACAGGAACCUGGGCGCUGCGGAGUUUGAGACACUGUGCAGUUUGGAGAAAGGCGAGGCGGAGCCGGACGGCAGCGUCUUCUUCUCCGACCCCCGACUCGUCGCCAACGGCUUCAGAAUCAAACUCAGUCCAGCAGAGCGCCAUCUGGAAGCGACGGCCGUGGCGGACUGCGUGCCUUUCCUGGGCCUGGAGGACCUGAAGGAGGUUCUGACUGCCGUCCUCCAGAGGAAGGCCGCCACGGUGCCACAGAGCCGGCCGCUUAAAGUCACCAACUACCUGAAGGCCGAGGCGGUCCGGCUGGCCCGCCAGCUGCCUUCAGAUUUAUGUGGUGAAGAGGUGAAGGAGCUGCUGGAGCGGACGGAGCGGCGGCUGGGCGGGACGGACCGGACCUGCAUCCACGGGCGGCUCUUCCUCCAACACCUGGCCGACGUCCCGUCCACACAGCAGGAGGCCGGGCUGGACACACACACCUGACCAACACACACACACACCUGACCAACACACACACACACCUGACCAACACACA